UCAGAACCCCAAAUAUAAAUUUGUUUUACUCCUUUGUUUGUAAACAGUGUAAUUGUAAACAAAAACAGAAUCUCCACAAAACAUGGUUAAAACUACGUUUCAGAUAUCAUUGAUGGUUAGUCCUUGUAUCCAUAGCGCUGUCCAUGGAUGUGAGAGGGGUUACAUUUCUCCAGCCCCAUCCCUCAGCUGUUUACCAAAUCAGUGGCAGGGUAGAUGCUUUGUAUUGUUGAAUCGCAGAGUGCCCAUUUAAUAACAGUUGAUACUACUCCUUGCCAGUUGCUUUCGCUUUGUCUUGUGGUGGGCUUCUGUUCUUCUUUCUUACUUCUCUGGGCUGCACUUUGUUUUUUUCUCAGCAUGUCUGCAUUGAGCUCAGCUUUUUCUUUUAUGCCUUUUUCUUCUUCCUGGAAAAAAAAAGAGAGCAGCAACUGUUUGGGUUGUGUUGUAUUUUUAUUCACGCUGUUGUAUUGACAUGUCCUCCCUGUUACUCCCUGACCUGUCCUCCAUGUUACUCCCUGACCUGUCCUCCCUGUUACUCACUGACCUGUCCUCCAUGUUACUCCCUGACCUGUCCUCCAUGUUACUCCCUGACCUGUCCUCCCUGUUACUCACUGACCUGUCCUCCAUGUUACUCCCUGACCUGUCCUCCAUAUUAGCCACUGACCUGUCCUCCCUGUUACUCCCUGACCUGUCCUCCAUGUUACUCCCUGACCUGUCCUCCCUGUUACUCACUGACCUGUCCUCCAUGUUACUCCCUGACCUGUCCUCCCUGUUACUCACUGACCUGUCCUCCAUGUUACUCCCUGACCUGUCCUCCAUGUUACUCCCUGACCUGUCCUCCCUGUUACUCCCUGACCUGUCCUCCCUGUUACUCCCUGACCUGUCCUCCAUAUUAUCCCCUGACCUGUCCUCCCUGUUACUCCCUGACCUGUCCUCCAUGUUACUCCCUGACCUGUCCUCCAUGUUACUCCCUGACCUGUCCUCCAUGUUACUCCCUGACCUGUCCUCCAUGUUACUCCCUGACCUGUCCUCCAUGUUACUCCCUGACCUGUCCUCCAUGUUACUCCCUGACCUGUCCUCCAUAUUAUCCCCUGACCUGUCCUCUCUGUUACUCCCUGACAUGUCCCCCCUGACCUGUCCUCCCUGACCUGUCCCCCUGUUACCCCCUGACCUGUCCUCCAUAUUAUCCCCUGACCUGUCCUCUCUGUUGCUCCCUGACAUGUCCCCCCUGACCUGUCCUCCCUGUUACUCCCUGACCUGUCCCCCCUGUUACCCCCUGACAUGUCCUCCCUGUUACUCCCUUAAUCUAUGUGUAUAUGUAUAGGGCACUUGUUUAUAAGACCUAUUUAACACUCACCAGGCAGACCCUGAAUGUUCUUGUUUUUUUAUAUAUAUUUUUACAGUAUUUUACAAUAGUCUGUCGGACAUGCUCCUCUUCCUCUUGUGUACUGUUGUAAGCGUCAUUGUACGAUGAAAUAUCAAGAAUAUAAGAAGUAUUUUAUUCAUAUUCAUAGUAAACUUAUGGCAGAUGUUUUAUAAUAACCUGCCAGCUACUAUAUUAAGCUUAUAUUGUAUCAUACAUUAUACAGUAUAUGUACUUUUACAAUAUAUCCUGGUGAAUAUGCAUAAAAUAAACAUACAGAGUUGAUAUUAUACAUUCCCUGUAUUUAAAUGUCCUGAAAGUGUUCUGUGAUAAUCAUGUGUUUUUACGUAGUAUUCUUCUGUAUGUAAAGGGGCAACAAAGGCACCAGCACAAUCUGAGUAUUAUCUAAAAGCCUAUGUUUCUAUCAAACAAUGAUGAGACUGAGAAAGAAGACCUAGCGAAGUGGGACAGUGCCACAAUCAAUUCCCAUCAUGAUUUCAACUCUCUGGUCUGAAUUAUUUUGAAGAGAGUGAGAGAGGCAUUCUUCUUUAAAUUGUUUGCAUGAUUUACUUUGAAGGUAUUUGUUACUCAUGUCAGAGAGUAAUGUUUUGGUGUUGUUGCUACACAAAAAAAACAGACAUGGAAUAAUGUAACAGGUAAAUGUGAAACGUGGAAUGUGAGAGGAUUGCCUUGCAGGGGAGCGGCAAUGCAUUUACUGGCGAAAUAUGUAUGGAAGCUUAUCCAUACCAUAUCCUCAAUCAAUGUAAAUAAAAAAUAAUCGACAUAGCCAUUUCUUGACAUACCUUCAGUUUCAAACAUUCACUGGAGAAUGUCAUAUAGUUGCGUAAUAUGUUUGAAGGAUAGACAUGUUCUACUCAGGCUUUCAAACGUCGCCUUGAACAGCUGUGUUGCCAGCAUCCUACCAGCAGAGAGCGCUGUUUAGCAGGACAUUCAGUUAACUUUCAGCCAUAACAUUGCUGCCCCCGCACUGCACAAGCUUUUUAGAGUGGCCCAUUCGCAGUCUCUGGCUAGGGAGUACUGCGGAGCUAUCUGUGAUCGUUGACAGAUAGUUCUGUGUGUGUGUGUGUGUGUGUGCGCGCGCGCGUGUGUGCGCGUGCGAAUGCGUACAUCUGAGGAGAUGUGUUUUUGUUCUGUAGGUUCGUGAAUGUCAUUGAAUGCAGUAUGCUGCGACCUGGCUGUUCUGCUGUAGGUUCGUGAAUGUCAUUGAAUGCAGUAUGCUGCGACCUGGCUGACCUGCUGUUCUACUAAGGAGCCUAUUUAAGGAAUGUGGCUGAGGAGGAUAUUCUAGCUGGCAGAUUCAUGUAAUGUUUUGAAGCAGGAAUGGUUUAUCCAUUGCAUGUAGUUACCUUGCUGGGAAAAAAGUAUCUGUACAAUUUUAGUACAGACAAUUGAAUGUUAAGUCAAAGUUUCACUUGGUGUAUUUUGCCUCGCAUCUUUUCCUAUCUCACUUCAGCUAUUUUUCCAUUUAUCACCUUCCUUUUCCAUGAUCUCUUUCCACUCCAACCUCAUACCGUCUCUAUUUUUCCCCUUCACUCAUCCUCCUCUCUCUCGUCACUUCCUUUCCCCCUUGUCAGUUUGCUCUGCCCUCUGUCUCAGUCAUCAUCUCACUGCUAUCACUCUCCUACACGAUCUUUUGGGAAGCUGCCUUCAUCAUCAUUUGCUUGUGUAUAUUGUUACUAUUACUGAUGACAUAUACCUUGAAUUGUAUUGUAACUUGAUGUUACUGCUGUGAUAUUACUGCUUGGUACUUGUAUUUACUGAUAGUGUUUGACAUUUGUGGCAUAUGUGAUCAGGUUAGUCUAUCACAGAAUGACAUGUCACCUCGGGACAUUGGAGGGUACAAGGUAUGAGGGCCCUUUACAUACAAAUGGACGUUGUGUAGUUCAAUCAACAGGUGAACCACACUGAAAAUGUCAUCUUCGACACACUAUUUCUUCAUAUGUUGGGGUCUAUGCAGUACGUGCCCUGUUCCCUGUGGCCCAGGCACUAACCAUGAGGGAGAGAGGCACAGACAGUUUGAUACGGUACGCUGUCUGUUGUACAGCAGUAUGAUAGUCAGGACUCCGUGUCAAGCUCAGCGAGCUCUCUAUGCCCCACUCUGCCACCCCGCCCCCUCUGACGUUAUCACAGAGCAGCUGCAGGGUCUCCAUGGCACUGGUUUGCAUGGAAACCGCUAGUUCCCUCCCAAGUAUGUCAAAUGUGCCUAUUUGAUUGUGACAUUUCCGGGAAAUAAAAUCUAAAUGUUGGCUCCUUGAUACUGAAAUGAAAGCCUAGGUGUUACUGUAUGUUUGACCCUUUCCCAGCCAGCACUUCUGAAUGUGACAUGUGUGUAUAUACUGUAUAUAUACAGCAUGAGAUAAUAUUAUUAUGGUCUGCUUUCCUUUGUAUUAUGUUUAGAGUAUUUAAUGAAAGGUUAAUAUAUAGAACAACAUUUUUGUCCUGCAGUUCAUUGUCAUGAUUUUUUUUUAAAUUAUAAAGCUGAUUGAAGGAAAAGUUGUUGUAUUUCUGCUGUUUUCUGCUAAUGUGUUGUAGACACCACACCAAGCCACCAAUUCAUUCAAAACUGUGAUAUAGUGUACUACAGUGGGGUUCUGACUGAUUUCAGUUUUCUUAGACUGCUGCCAAGGAGAGACGUUUGAAAUGUUUUUACUUGGAUAGUUCUACUCAUUUUAGCUGUACACGUGUCGACUGCCUGUUAAAACCUCACUUCUUUAAGGAAACAUUGUUUGUAUAUGAGCUCUUCUGGGGAGGCAUAGCGGGGGAAAUAAAAGUGUUUCAAAAAGUGA
This is a messenger RNA of Oncorhynchus tshawytscha (Chinook salmon), 4167 nucleotides long. RefSeq lists its product as uncharacterized. Lineage: Eukaryota; Metazoa; Chordata; Actinopteri; Salmoniformes; Salmonidae. The record is from RefSeq and is a predicted model, not a curated record. The transcript has 2 exons. Bases 470 to 1144 code for a protein of 224 amino acids.